AUGGCCACGAACAUUCAAGCUGAGGAUCUUUCGAUAAUGGAACUGAUAUACCUAGACAUCCAUGUCGCAUCUCUAAAGGACCAAGAAGAUUUAUCAAAUCCCACCGCCUUCUCCUCCUCCGAAUUGCCCACUCGGUCCACUUCGUUGACACAGCUACAGCCGCUGCGACAGCAGACACAGCAGCAUAAACCGCCAACCAACUCUGGCAUGCAGUCUACGCACUCAUCCGUUCAAACAAAACUAACUUCCGGCCGGGAUGCGAUGGACAACUUACAAUCAGUCGACGCGGUGUACACAAAUACCCACACGUCAUUGCGCGGGAUGGACGUACUAUCUACCAACCCAAAAUACAAAGGCGAAUAUCAAAUAGACAUUCCAAAUAGUUUCCACGACCCUACGACAUUUUUCCCGCCACCCCAUUCCUCCGUGAACCUGUCGAUGGUCGCUGCAUACUACGAGACUAUUCAGAUCGCGGCAUCGGUGUGCGUGCGCGUGCCCGUUCGCGAUAGUACAUACGCGCUACAUCAGGUCGUCAGGAAGCGGUCGAUAUGCAUCAUCAAUGCGGCGAUAUAA
Paracoccidioides lutzii Pb01 is the source of this 573-nucleotide messenger RNA. RefSeq lists its product as hypothetical. The record is from RefSeq and is a predicted model, not a curated record. The transcript is spliced from 4 exons. The coding region runs from base 1 to 573 and encodes 190 amino acids.